AGCACUAAUGAAUUCCUGGAACAUUCCAGAGCCUUUGCAGCCACGCUGCUUGCAAAUCGAAAGGAAACGACUGCUAGUCAAAUUAGCACAAGUUUAGAGACGACAUCAACCUCAACUACUGUAGAACCUUCCACAACCACUGUUGAAGAAAUCACUACGACUACUACAGAAACAGUAACUACAACGAAAGAGCCUGAAACUACAACGAAUAAAUCAGAAUCACCACCAGCGCCUGUGCUGGCAUCACCGAGCAUUCUCAACACCGAUGAGGCAGCAGAAGUUAGUGAGGUGCUUUCUUUGAUUGAAGCAGAUGAAAAGGCAGAGAAAGCGGAAGGCGUGGAGCAUUCCGAAGAAAUUAAACGUCUUCGAGAGACUACAAGGGCCAAAAUAAUGACAUUUUUGCAACGACGAGUUGAAAAAUUGACCGCCGAACUGGAAAAGUCGGCAAAUAGUUCGGAAAAGAACUCAAGCAGCGAAAAGACAACCUCUACGACAACAGUAGCGACGACUCAACUCAUGGAGACCACGACUUCUUCGACCACUAGUGCUGAUCAUACGACUGAAGAAACAACGGAGGCGAGCACGGAAGAAGCGGAGAAGGAGAAAGCAACAUCGGAAGCCACCAGUUCUUCCGAGAAGCCAUCAAGUACAACCCAACAAUCAUCUGAAGAAGUUCCAAUGGUAGCGUUCAAGCAAAUCCCCGAAGCCGAGGAAGAGGAUCCUAACGCAGUCGACGAACCAGAACCUUCCACAACAACUACGUCAGCUUCUACAAAAAGUGGCACAACUGUUUACAAUUUACAUGCCACCGCCAACGCUCAAGCUGAUCCCAAGCUGGCCAAUGUUAUUACACCAAUUGCUGGGAUCAUCGACAACAUAGGACCAAUUCUUGCGCCGCUUAUACGGUCGCGACUUGCAGCCGCUAAAGUAAGACUUUUCUCAUAGAA
Messenger RNA from Strongylus vulgaris, 947 nucleotides. The record is from the annotation of a GenBank genome assembly. Lineage: Eukaryota; Metazoa; Nematoda; Chromadorea; Rhabditida; Strongylidae.